Messenger RNA from Notolabrus celidotus (New Zealand spotty), 6176 nucleotides. RefSeq names its product NUAK family, SNF1-like kinase, 1b (gene nuak1b). Bases 907 to 2901 code for a protein of 664 amino acids. NCBI's taxonomy places the organism in Eukaryota, Metazoa, Chordata, Actinopteri, Labriformes, Labridae. Gene Ontology annotation, cellular component: cytoplasm. Gene Ontology annotation, molecular function: tau-protein kinase activity; protein serine/threonine kinase activity; ATP binding. Gene Ontology annotation, biological process: intracellular signal transduction; microtubule cytoskeleton organization; protein phosphorylation. The transcript has 7 exons. The record is from RefSeq and is a predicted model, not a curated record.
CUCUCACGUUGAGGAUAGAGAGAGAAAGGGGAGAAACAAGAAGAAGGGCACACGAGGAAGAAAAAGGAAGGGGAGUAGCAAAACGACCAUGGCAAUAUCCGAAACCUCUCAGCUUGAGAUAGUGUCCGAUCACAGCACACCUCCACCACCACCGCCGAGCACUGCACGGAGCAUGCAGCCGCACAAUAAACAGAGUCCAGAUGAAUGAGGAGCUACCUACCUGGGCCGUGGACAAAAUGAGGGUCAUCUUCAUCCAGAACGCCGGUUUCGUCGCAGCUUUCUCGCCUUUUAGAUGUGAGUCGGUGAUGUUGGCAGCGUUUAGGACGACAGAUAGUGUGAGCGAGCCAGUAUUAUCCACAGCUAGAUCAUGCCAGUCAAUGGAGGUGUGAGGGGAUAUUAUCUAGUAUUUCUUAUUCUUUCAUUGGGAUACAACUUGCACGUUCAUUAUAGCCAAUCUAUCAUCUUUAAAUCGAAGGUGUCUCCAGCUUUAGGCUUGGAUAUCUGAAUAUUUCAUUACAAUAUUUGAACUAGCCUAUAAUUAUUAUUAUUAUUAUUGUGUUAUCCAGUGAUAUAUGAUUAUGUAUCAAGUAAUUUUAAAUCCAUAAUGUCAUUUAAGACUUUUUGUGCUUCAUCCAUAAUGGAUUGAUUAUAUAUCAUUAAUACCAUGAUAAGGUAGAAGUAGAGAUCUGUUCACUUUGAUCAAAUCCUUUUGAUCAACAAGACAAUCUGGAAAUGUUAGUUUCCACAUAGAACAAUAUGACUAGUAGGUUACGCGUUAUUCCUUGUAAUUUAUUUAUUUAUUAAUACUAUUAUUAGACCUAUAAGUAUUAUAUUAUCGAUUUCCUUAAGGUAGCUAGUUUGACAUAUUUAACAGUGGGAAGAUUGUUUAUACACUUCUCCAGUGAGAUGGAAACCGCUUAUUUAUCGCCCCACCGGGGGGCAUCGCGUCCCGGGGCCCAGAGAGGUCAAACUACCGCGGGUAAACCGGCUGCUGGGGGAGAUCUCUCUCCUCCACCUCAGACUCCAGCUCCACCCCUGCCUGCCGGUAGCUCACCUGAGGGAACACCGGCAAGCAGUGAUGGACGGAGAAACUCGGGCGUGAAGAAACACCACCAUAAACACAACCUGAAACACCGCUACGAGCUGCUGGAGACCCUGGGAAGAGGCACGUAUGGCAAAGUGAAGAAGGCCAUAGAGCGGCACUCCGGCAGAGAGGUGGCUAUCAAGUCCAUUCGGAAGGAGAAGAUCAAAGAUGACCAGGACAUGGUUCACAUCCGCCGGGAGAUUGAGAUCAUGUCAUCCCUCCGCCACCCACACAUCAUUUCAAUAUAUGAAGUGUUUGAGAACAAGGACAAGAUCGUGAUUGUGAUGGAGUACGCCAGCAAGGGCGAGCUGUAUGACUAUAUCAGCGAGCGGCGGCGCCUGAGCGAGCGGGAGACGAGACACUUCUUCAGACAGAUAGUCUCUGCUGUGCACCACUGUCACAAGAACGGGGUGGUGCACAGGGAUCUGAAACUGGAAAAUGUGCUACUGGAUGAAAACUGUAAUAUUAAGAUUGCUGAUUUCGGGUUGUCCAAUCUUUACCACAAGGACAAGCUGCUGCAAACCUUCUGUGGCAGCCCGCUUUACGCUUCACCAGAGAUCGUCAAUGGGAGACCGUACCGAGGCCCAGAGGUGGACAGUUGGGCUCUGGGGGUGCUGCUGUAUACCCUGGUCUAUGGGACCAUGCCAUUUGAUGGGGGCGACCACAGGAACCUCAUUCGCCAGAUUAGCAACGGCGAGUACAAAGAGCCUACUCAGUCCUCAGACGCACGUGGACUGAUUCGUUGGAUGCUGAUGGUGAACCCUGAGCGCAGGGCCACAGUGGAAGACAUCGCCAACCACUGGUGGGUGAACUGGGGAUGGAAGAACAGUGUGUGUGACUGCGAGACGCAACGUGACCACGGCGGCUCGCCCAUGCUGGCCCGCUUCAUCGACUGGCAGAACCGCACUGAGCCACGUGGUUCUGGAGCCAAGGCUGCUGUCAUGCCCCAGCUGCUACGCCAGAGGCCCAAAAAGUCCAAGAAGGAGAAUGUGGAGGCGGGACAGACCCACUGUGGAGCUGAGGACAAGCCGGGUCUGAAGAGACCUAAGGGGAUCCUUAAGACCAGGGUGACUGAUCAGCAGCAGUCUGCCAGUCUAGAAGAGUUGGAGUUGGGUCAGGUGGUGAUGCCUAGAAGCGCUGAAGAUGGGGAGGAGGCCUCAAGUCCAGAUCAAGAGGAAGAGGAGCCAGCUCUUGGUGAAGGCUCGCCAGCUAAGAUGGUGCCUACUCUACCAAAGAAAGGCAUCUUGAAGAACAACCAGCAGCGGGAAUCAGGGUACUACUCCUCGCCAGAGCGCAGCGAGUCCUCCGAGCUGUUAGGGGGCACCAGUAUGUCAUUACUAGCAACCUCACCGCCUAAAAGAGCAAUGGGAAGAAAAGGCAUCUUAAAGCGAAAUGGCAAGUACUCCACCUACAGCGGGCCUCCGUCAGCAGCAGCAGUUGCAGGAGUCCUCGGCGAGCCUCCUCCCUCUACCGACUCCGGUCUGUCUCGCAGUCAGAGUCGGCCUUCCAGCAUUGUUGGGGAGGACAGCUCCGUCCUGUCCCUGUCGCCCACCUCCUUAGGCGGGGCCGAGUGGCACCCCUCAACACCCCACCUCCGCCCGAACAUCAGGGCCUGCGUCUCAGCGGAAAACCUUCUGCAGCUCGCCAACUUCAAGGGCUUCCAGGCAGCGCCGCCGCUCCAGGGACCCAAGUUCGGCCGUGGCCCCAGAUCGAAAGGCUCCCCGACGGACAAUGGCAGCUUCUCCUUGCUGGGAGACCUGGAGGACAUGACUCAGGUGUACCAGCAAGCCCUGGACAUCAGCAGCAACCUCACCUAACAGACUGGGGGCAGAGAGAGAAAGCAGAGGGGAUUGAACAUGACUGCGUGUGUGGAUGUGUGUGCACAGAUGUAUUUCGAUGGUUUUAACGACCAGUGUGUUACUGGGAUUUACCUUUUGGGAGGUUGUGGUUUUCCAUAUGAGGCUGAAAUCUUGUUGGAAAUGAUACGUCUACACACACUUGUACACACUAAGGUGCACUUCUCUGGUCAAAAGAAAUUUAGUGAGAGAGAAGGAUCUGGCAUGAGAAAUGCCACCCAGUCUGCUUUCUUGGCCCGCCCAUAGACUUUGCUGUGUUCAACAUGUUUACAUAUUCAGCAAGAAGGCAAGUUAGAAUCACAAACGCAGCAACCAGAAACUGGUUGUAUGCCACCAAUCUUGAGUUUAAGUUUACAAAAGCACCUUAAAACUCACACAGAGCACAUGCUUUUGUGAUCUUUACUUCCUUCAAAAAAAAAAAGAAACAAACCAGGGUCUUGUUCCAUAAAUAACUGACGUUGCUGAUUAUUUAUUAAUAUUUUUUUAGCUUUUAGUUUUAAGUGCAAAACUGGUGGGCGCUGGCUUGUUACUGGAAGAGUCCAAACUCUUUGUGUGGAACUGACAUAUAUAAUUAUGUUACUCAGCGAUAAUGGGAAACAUAUACAUACUCAACAUAUAUAAGUCUGUCUGCGCUUGUAAAGCACGCAGGCAAAUAUACCUUCAUAAAUGCAUAUCUCCUAUAUAUGUGUAUGAUACUUGGGAAUAUGUAGGAAGUGCCUUUUUGAUUCAUAAUAAAAAUUAUGUAUGUCAUUUCCUUAAAGUGGAGGGAAAAGCCAGGCCAACCUGUCACCAGUUGUGCUUUUUUUUUCUGAUGUUAUUUGUGAAUGUGGAGAGACCCAGGGCCUUGUGCACACAAGCUUUACAUGUUUCAGGGGUCAAAGGUCAAGCUCAGACAGUAGAGAUCAAACAGCCUUGUCUCUGCCCUCCUUUAAGAAUCACACACAGACAUCUCCUGGAAAAAAAGACCUCCUCUGUGUUCUUUGUCAGUAUUUAAGCCCAGAGUUUGGUUUGUCAGCUGUUUAGGUGGCUUGGCUGAGCACAGAUUUGCUGGCAGCACCCGAGGGUCUGGAGGGACUCACCUAGAGGGACACUUAGCGAAGGGAGAUGGCGCAGACACCAUCUCACAGUCCUGGAAUGUGCCUGGCUCUCUUAAUCUUGUUUUGUUUUUUUCUCAUAUUUUUGGAGGCUACCUGAUAAAAACAGCCUGUUUAGUGAGACAUUCAGUUGUGUCUAUUGUUCUUUUUCUUUACCAAAGACAUAUAGUUGUUUUUUUUCAUUGCCAGGCUCCUUAAUAUUCAACCCAUACCCCUUCAAAAAGAGCUAAGUAAGGCGCUUUGUUAAAGCCUGCUGAUGACACAGCGAAUUCCUCAGACAAAGGGUGGAGACGUGUUGGUGCUAGAGAUCUCUAUCAGCACCAGCCAGACUCAGCACAGGUGGGAUCUGUGGUGCGUGCUCAGCCCUCCAGCUGUGUAUACUAGUCCAUUAUGUCAACCAAGCACAAUUAGCCAACUAUUGUUUUCAUUUGACAGUAAAAGAGGGAGGGAGCAUGUAGAGAUUUAUAGCUAGAGGGAGACAGAAAGUGUGUAAAAAAAAAGUGGUGCGUGGGAAGGUGUUGAGUUUAGAGAGGACUUUUCUGUCGCUUGCAGAAAAGGUCAAGGAGGUAGAUUUGUGUUUUGAAGGAAUUGUAAUGUAGAGUAGUGAAAGUAAAGAAAGUGAGUAGAAAGAGUAGAUGGAACGUUUUUAUUUGGUACCAAAGAUAUGUGAAGCUUUGGAAAGGAUGGGUCAGGGAUAAAGAAAGUCUCUUAUUGUUUUUUUUCUACAAAGUUAGAACCCCCAUUGGUGAAUGAAAUCAUCCCCACGUUGGCUUUACAUCACGUUUGUUUAUUUUCUCUUUUUUGGGCUUUUAUUUGAGAUGCUGGAGGCUGUUGAUACAGCUUGUCUUGAGGGUCAGUCAGUAUAUGACACUUGAGUUCUGCAUGGCCUUAGAAAGUGUGUUACACUUUUCAACUGCAGCGAAAAGGUGGGAGAACGGUGUCUGACAUCAUCCAAAAUAUCAAAUGAUGUGGAUGGAAAAGCAUGCAGGAGGUGACCCGGAGUAAAAAGAUCACAUGUUGAAUGUUUUCAGUGGUUCUCUGGUGUGAAGGAAAAGGUCCUGGGUACUGGUUCAAAUGAAAGACCCGCUGCGUAUUAUAUUGCAUUUAAUUGCCUUUUUGUAUUGCAUUUUUAUUGUCAACUGGAUUUACAGUGAAAAAAUUAUACUAUGUUAGUAUUUUGUUUUAUUAUGCUUCUGUUUUUGAUUUUCCAAAAUAUAAGAAACUUUAUAUUGCUUUAUGUUAUGGCAGAAAAAUACUUCCUUCCUUGAAGUAUUAGAAACCUUCAAAUCUGAUGUCUAUACAGUAGGGAAACCCCAUUUACAACUUCUCAAUGGCAAAAACAACCUUAGUUAAUUCACUAGAAUAAGGCAGUAUGCAAGAAAAUGUACUAAAAUACCAAAAUCUGACAUUAACAAAGAUGCAUUCCCACCAUUUACUAAGCAGGGGAGAUUCAAAAUGGUAAGAUAAUUUGAAAAUAAAGCGAUGAAAAGAAUCUAAAAGUUAAACUCUGCCCAACUGGAAACAAGUGGUGCAAAUCUGUUAGAAGAAAGUCUAAACAUAGGAAAACUUGACUGGAUAUUGUUAUGACAAUAAUAAUAAUAAUGAUAAUAAUAAUAAUAAUAAAUUAGUAUUAUUAUGUUAUUUAAGUAUUAUUUUUCGUAAUGGCUCAUUACUUUUGUCGGCUAUUGCCACAGUUGGUUUUCUUUUUUUGUCUGUUGGUGAUCCUGGACUGCCAAGGUGGAUUAAGCUGCGUGCCUUUGGUAUUUUUUAUGAUUUUUUUUUCCUUUUUUUUUUUUUUUCUUUGAUAUUGAAAACUAUUACCAAUGUGUUUUAUACUUUGUAUUUAUUGGUGAUAAAGCCAUUAAAUUUGUUGUCAAAAUACUCCCUGUCCACGCUUUGGUCUGCUCUGGACUGUGUGUUGUGUUCAGGACAAACUGCACAAAAACAAAUCUCAGUUGUUUGUUCCAAAUAGAGUGGUAUCAUCUCAUUGUGAAAGCAGUGGCCAAGUGUGUUUUCAAGAGUAAAAAAACAGUAAGAGUUUUUCAAAUCCUGUAAAAUGUCUUAAUUCAUCCAGACGGGUGUAUUUCUACUCAACACAAUGCCUCUGUAGUACUGUAUCAAAUAAAUGGAUCUGGAAAGUUA